AACCCUAGGCUUAUCGGUGGGUCUCACAGCUGAUUUGUCUUUCUCUUUUCUUUGUGUCCCUGGGCAGGUUGAUGGCCUUGACAUUCCCCAGGGAUGUAUGCAGUGUACAGACAAGCCCACCCCCCAACGGGGGUGGAGUUCUCCAUGUACUGCAACUUCUUCUCCAACGCGGAGCGCAACCUGGUAGUGGCAGGAACAUCUCAGCUCUAUGUGUACAGGCUCAACCAUGACUCAGAGCCCUCCACUAAAGGAGACAGGAACACAGCCCAUGCAGAGGGCAAAGGCCACAAGGAGAAGCUGGAGCUGGUGGCCUCCUUCUCUUUCUUUGGGAAUGUCAUGUCCAUGGCCAGCGUGCAGCUGGCGGGAGCCAAGAGGGACGCUCUGCUGCUCAGCUUCAAGGAUGCCAAGCUCUCGGUGGUGGAAUACGACCCUGGCACCCAUGACCUGAAGACCCUCUCCCUCCAUUACUUUGAGGAGCCUGAGCUAAAGGAUGGCUUUGUGCAGAACGUUCACAUCCCCAAGGUGCGGGUGGAACCGGACGGGCGCUGUGCGGUCAUGCUGAUCUACGGCACGCGCCUGGUGGUGCUGCCUUUCCGGAGAGAGACCCUGACGGACGAGCACGAGGGGGUCAUGGGAGAGGGCCAGAAAUCAAGUUUCCUGCCCAGCUAUAUCAUUGAUGUGCGGGAGCUGGAUGAGAAGCUGCUCAACAUCAUCGACAUGCAGUUCCUGUAUGGCUACUAUGAGCCCACCCUGCUCAUCCUGUUCGAGCCCAACCAGACCUGGCCGGGGCGGGUGGCUGUGCGCCAGGACACAUGCAGCAUCGUGGCCAUCUCUCUGAACAUCAUGCAGAAGGUCCAUCCGGUCAUCUGGUCCCUCAGCAACCUGCCUUUCGACUGCACGCAGGCCCUGGCUGUGCCCAAGCCAAUAGGAGGCGUGGUGAUCUUCGCGGUUAAUUCUCUGCUGUAUCUGAACCAGAGUGUCCCGCCAUACGGAGUGUCCCUCAACAGCCUGACCACUGGGACCACGGUGUUCCCCCUGCGCAUUCAGGAUGGAGUGAAGAUCACGCUGGACUGUGCGCAGGCGGCAUUCAUCUCCUAUGACAAGAUGGUGAUCUCGCUGAAAGGAGGGGAGAUCUACGUCCUGACCCUCAUCACGGAUGGGAUGAGAAGCGUCCGCUCCUUUCAUUUCGACAAGGCAGCAGCCAGCGUCCUCACCACCUGUAUGAUCACAAUGGAGCCAGGUUACCUGUUUCUGGGCUCGCGGCUCGGUAACUCCCUCCUCCUCAAGUACACGGAGAAGCUGCAGGAGCCCCCCAUGAAUGUCGCCAAGGACCCGACCGACAAGCAGGAGGAGCCCCCUGUCAAGAAGAAGAAGUCGGAGUCAUCCGGGAACUGGGCUGGGGGGAAGUCGGCCCCACAGGAUGAGGUGGAUGAGAUCGAGGUGUACGGCAGUGAGGCCCAGUCCGGGACCCAGCUGGCCACUUACUCCUUUGAGGUGUGCGACAGCAUCCUCAACAUUGGGCCCUGUGCCAACGCAGCCAUGGGGGAGCCCGCCUUCCUGUCCGAGGAGUUUCAGAACAGCCCGGAGCCAGACCUGGAGAUCGUGGUUUGUUCAGGCUACGGGAAGAACGGGGCCCUUUCUGUCCUGCAGAAAAGCAUCCGCCCCCAAGUGGUGACGACUUUUGAGCUGCCCGGCUGCUACGACAUGUGGACCGUGAUCUCGCCCCAGAAGAAGGAAGAGGACGAGAGUGCCAAAGGGGAGAGUGCAGAGGAGCCCAGCCCCCCUGAACCUGAGGACGAUGGCAAGAGACAUGGGUUCCUGAUCCUGAGUCGCGAGGACUCCACCAUGAUCCUGCAGACGGGUCAGGAGAUCAUGGAGCUGGACACGAGUGGGUUUGCCACACAGGGGCCCACUGUGUUCGCUGGCAACAUCGGAGAGAACCGCUACAUCGUGCAGGUGUCGCCCCUGGGCAUCCGGCUGCUGGAAGGAGUGAAUCAGCUGCACUUCAUCCCUGUGGACCUGGGCUCCCCCAUCGUGCACUGCGCCGUGGCCGACCCCUACGUGGUGAUCAUGAGCGCCGAGGGCCAGGUGACCAUGUUCGUGCUGAAGAGCGACACGUACGGGGGCAGGACGCACCGGCUCACCCUGCAGAAGCCCCAGCUGCACCACCAAUCCAAGGUGAUCGCGCUGUGCGUGUACCGUGACGUCAGAGGCAUGUUCACCACGGAGAGCAGGACAACCAGCUCCAGGGACGAGCUCUCCCUCAGGAGCCACUCUGAGGUGGAGACCGUCAUCCAGGACAUCAGUAACACGGUGGACGACGAGGAGGAGAUGCUCUAUGGGGACUCCAGCACGCUCUUCAGCCCCACCAAGGAGGAGCCGCGCCGCAGCAGCCUCCCACUGACUGACAGGGACCCCCACCAGUACAAAGUGGAGCCCACGCACUGGUGUGUGCUGGUGCGGGAGAACGGAGCCAUGGAGAUCUAUCAGCUGCCUGACUGGCGCCUGGUGUUCCUGGUGAAGAACUUACCCAUGGGCCAGCGGGUGCUGGUGGACAGCUCGUUCGGGCAGCCCGCGGCCCAGGGUGAUGCCAAGAAGGAGGAGGUGACGCGGCAGGGGGAGAUGCCCCUGGUGAAGGAGGUCCUGCUGGUCGCACUGGGCAAUCGGCAGAGCCGGCCGUACCUGCUGGUUCACGUGGACCAGGAGCUGCUGAUUUACGAGGCUUUCAGCCACGACUCCCAGCUGGGCCAGAGUAACCUGAAAGUCCGGUUUAAGAAGGUCCCCCACAACAUCAACUUCCGGGAGAAGAAGCUGAAACUGUCCAAAAAGAAAUCGGAGAGCGCAGGGGGCGAGGAGUCGGGGGGUGCGCGGGGGCGGGUCGCCCGCUUCCGCUACUUCGAGGACAUCUACGGCUACUCAGGGGUGUUCAUCUGUGGGCCCUCCCCUCACUGGCUGCUGGUGACGGCCCGGGGGGCCCUGCGCCUGCACCCCAUGACGAUUGACGGCUUGAUUGAGUCCUUUGCUCCCUUCCACAACGUCAACUGCCCCAAGGGCUUUCUCUAUUUCAACCGGCAGGGGGAGCUGCGGAUCAGUGUCCUGCCUGCGUACCUGUCCUACGACGCUCCGUGGCCUGUGAGGAAGAUCCCGCUGCGCUGUACCACGCACUACGUGGCUUAUCACGUGGAGUCCAAGGUCUACGCUGUGGCCACCAGUGUCGUGAACCCCUGCACCCGCAUCCCCCGCAUGACAGGAGAGGAGAAGGAGUUUGAGAGCAUCGAGCGGGACGAGCGCUACAUCCACCCGCAGCAGGAGGCCUUUUCCAUCCAGCUGAUCUCGCCCGUGAGCUGGGAGACCAUCCCCAACACCCGGAUCGAGCUGGAGGAGUGGGAGCAUGUGACCUGCAUGAAGACGGUGUCGCUGAAGAGUGAGGAAACGGUGUCGGGGCUGAAGGGUUACAUUGCCGCCGGCACAUGUCUCAUGCAGGGCGAGGAGGUGACCUGCCGCGGCCGGAUCCUCAUCAUGGACAUCAUUGAGGUGGUGCCGGAGCCAGGACAACCGCUCACCAAGAACAAGUUCAAGGUGCUGUAUGAGAAGGAGCAGAAGGGCCCGGUGACGGCCCUCUGCCACUGCCACGGCUACCUGGUGUCGGCCAUCGGCCAGAAGAUUUUCCUGUGGAGCCUGAAGGACAACGACCUGACGGGCAUGGCCUUCAUCGACACGCAGCUCUACAUCCACCAGAUGAUCAGCGUCAAGAACUUCAUCCUGGCGGCCGACGUCAUGAAGAGCAUCUCGCUGCUGCGCUACCAGGAGGAGAGCAAGACGCUGUCGCUCGUCAGCCGGGAUGCCAAGCCCUUGGAGGUGUACAGCGUGGACUUCAUGGUGGACACCGACCAGCUGGGCUUCCUGGUGUCGGAUCGCGAUCGCAACCUCAUGGUCUAUAUGUAUCUGCCUGAAGCCAAGGAGAGCUUCGGUGGGAUGCGGCUGCUGCGCAGGGCCGACUUCCACGUGGGCGCCCACGUCAACACCUUCUGGAGGACGCCCUGCCGCUGGGCCACCGAUGGUGGCACCAAGAAGUCCAAUGCCUGGGAGAGCAAGCACAUCACCUGGUUCGCCACGCUGGACGGUGGGAUCGGCCUCCUCCUGCCCAUGCUGGAGAAGACCUACCGGCGCCUGCUGAUGCUGCAAAACGCCCUCACCACCAUGCUGUCGCACCAUGCCGGCCUCAACCCCCGAGCCUUCAGGAUGCUGCAUGUGGACCGCCGGAUCCUGCAGAACGCCGUCCGCAACAUCCUGGAUGGGGAGCUGCUGAGCCGUUAUCUCUACCUCAGCGCCAUGGAGCGCAGCGAGCUGGCCAAGAAGAUUGGCACCACACCAGACAUAAUCCUGGAGGACUUGCUGGAAAUCGACCGCGUCACGGCUCAUUUCUAACGGACACUGGGCGGAUGGGGCCAGCGCCUGCCCCAGCUCUUGUAAAUUCCUUGGCAUCUGGGCCUGGCUUUGUACGAACUGGGGGGGUUUGUGAAGAAAAAGCACAACGUG
Chelonoidis abingdonii (Abingdon island giant tortoise) is the source of this 4539-nucleotide messenger RNA. It is a transcript of the gene CPSF1, whose product is annotated as cleavage and polyadenylation specific factor 1. The record is from RefSeq and is a predicted model, not a curated record. NCBI's taxonomy places the organism in Eukaryota, Metazoa, Chordata, Testudines, Testudinidae. Gene Ontology annotation, cellular component: nucleus. Gene Ontology annotation, molecular function: protein binding; nucleic acid binding.